Molecule: messenger RNA, 1062 nt
Organism: Wallemia ichthyophaga EXF-994
Lineage: Eukaryota; Fungi; Basidiomycota; Wallemiomycetes; Wallemiales; Wallemiaceae
Product: Peroxisome assembly protein 12
Exons: 6
Coding region: 1-1062 (353 amino acids)
Biological process (GO): protein monoubiquitination; protein import into peroxisome matrix
Cellular component (GO): peroxisomal importomer complex; peroxisomal membrane
Molecular function (GO): protein binding; zinc ion binding; ubiquitin-protein transferase activity
Source: RefSeq, a predicted model, not a curated record
AUGGACACCCAACUAGAAAGCUCGUCAUUUACAGAAAAGCCGUCGCUAUUUGAGUUGUUUGCUCAGGAGGAGCUAACAGAUUUGCUGCAACCGGCGGUGAAAUACGUCCUAUCGAUAUUAGCAACACGCUAUCCACGCUAUUUGAUCAGAUUGGUGAAUCGGCAUGAGGAGCUGUAUGCCCUGGUGAUGCUCGUCGUUGAAUCGCACUAUCUGCGCACUGAGAACGCCUCUUUCACUGAAUCCUUCUACGGCCUUAAAAGGCGCAAUAGACCGGCGUUCGAAUUGAGCCAAUCGGCGGCGUAUCUUGACAAGCACCACCAGUCUUUCGAUAAACUUAGCAGAGGCCAGAUAUAUGGAUCGCUGGCUUUCCUGGUUGGUGUACCCUAUCUGCGUGCCAAAGGGAAGGAGUUGUAUGAUAUCUGGGGUGGAAACGAACCGAGCGAGCUGUUCAGAGACGAGACGAGGCAAGCACGGCAAGAGCACUCAUUCAAGACAUUAUUCAAGAAGGUUUAUCCAUACGCCAACCUCGCGUUGGAGAGUGCGCUGCUGAGCUACAAUGUUCGCUACAUGUUCAACUCCACGCCCUUCUACCGUCCUUGGCUGGCGUGGAUGAAUGUCGAUAUACGCCGUCAAACUAUGAGCGAUCUGCUACAUAUACAAAAAUCAACUAAACAAACCUCCCUUAUACGCAGGCUACCAAGUUUGCUACUAUCAUCUCUCAAAACAGCCCUGCCAGUGACGCUAUUCAUAUUAAAGUUCCUGCAGUGGUGGUAUUCCAACCAGUCGCCACGAUUACAGCGCGAAGAGGAGAAGAAAGCGAACAAGACAAGAAUACCACCACCUGGCAAGUUGUCAAAACACCCCGAAUCGACCAUCGACGAUGAACAUAUCAAAUUUGGCAUCGAUCCACUUACAGGAUCACCGCUCGAGAAUCCAACGCUUGUACCUACUGGCUACGUGUACAGCUUCAAGAGUAUUUUCGAGUAUGUGGACAAACAUAGUUGCUGUCCCGUCACACUCAAGCCUGUAAAAAUCACACAGCUGCGCAAGAUUCUGCUGUAA